Saprolegnia parasitica CBS 223.65 is the source of this 618-nucleotide messenger RNA. RefSeq lists its product as hypothetical. The coding region runs from base 28 to 618 and encodes 196 amino acids. NCBI's taxonomy places the organism in Eukaryota, Oomycota, Saprolegniomycetes, Saprolegniales, Saprolegniaceae. The transcript has a single exon. The record is from RefSeq and is a predicted model, not a curated record.
GCUGGUUCCCGCCAUUCAUAUCUUGCGAUGCUCACGCGUCAAGGCGCCAAGCGGCUCCGGUUCACGUCGCCGCGGACGUCGCAAGCCGCGCUCGUCUGCCCCGGCCUGCUCUUGCUCAUCGUGUCGUACCAAGACGGCGUGCACGCGUGCGUCCGGCCGCUGGCGCGCAUCUACCGCGAGACGCACCUCUUCACGCACGCCUUCUUCCUUCGCUUUGAUCGCUGGCUCGUGUCGUUUGGCGUCGCCGGGCUUGGCCGGCUCGUCGCGACACAGCGCGAGUCGUGGCUGCAGCGCACGAUGGACGCGCUCGUGUCGCUUGGGCACGUCGACGGCGUCCAGUUCCUCUUUGCAGAGACGCCGCUGCGGACCUGCCACCUCCUCGCGCUCUGCUGCGCGGCCGCACACCAGCACGCGGCGAUGCUCGUGUAUCUACGCGACCACUGCGACGAUCAGAUCAUGCGCCUCGGCCUGCAGCUGCUUCCACUGUUUGCGCCCGAGAGCAGCCUCGAGGCGCGCAAGGCCGUCGCAGACCUCCUCCUGCGUGCGAUUGCAACGAGCCGAGUCCGCAUCUCGCCCGACACACUCGGUCUUCUGCAAUCGCCUCGUCGCGACAUGUAG